UGUAUCAUAUGCAAACACUUAGCUAGCAACCACAAUGGAUUGGAAAGAAAAAGAAAAGAAAAGAAAAAAGCAUUAAAUUCUGUAAUUAACCACAUGAUCUGCUUGGUGCGAGCAUAAAUGGGAAGCAAAAACUUUGAUCUUUACUGUUCUGUUAGUACGUCACAGAAUCUGACAAGUUUGAAAUCGAGGAAUGGACGAUUUGGCGUUCCAGCAGAGUUUUGGAGACGAAUAUUCUUCUUCUUCUUCUUCUUCUUCUUCUUCUUCUUCCUUCCGUUGUGAUCAGUACAAAUACAAAGGGGAUCCGUUCUUCAGUUUUCUCUCUCUUGCUCCGACUCCCGAGUCUUGACAAAAUCACAUGGACCUUUCGACAUUCCACAUGGAUGCCUCAGAUAUGGCCGAUUAGCUUGGAGUGCAUCUGACCCACGUAUUGCAUUCUCUCUCUCUCUCUCUCUCUCUCUUCUUCCUAUUGUUUAUUUUGUUGACCAGUCGUCUCCGAUUGUUAUACAUAUUAUGCUUCUAUCUCUUUGGAUGUUCAAAUUCAUUUACUUAUUGGGGCAUUUCUUCUUCUUUGAUCAGUCACGGGAAAUCCCCAUUUCGUCUUUCCUCCUUUGUGCUCUUGCUUUGAUUGCUUGGUCCUUUGUAUUUCUUGAUGAUUCUGGUUUCUGGGUCUCUCCUUUUGGGGUAUGUUAUUCGAUUUGAUUUGAUUCUCUGGGCUGCCAAACCCAUCUGUGGAUUCUUUUCGGGAUCAAGAUUUAGAUUGCGAAAACCAGAAUGAUGACCCGAUAGAGAUUGUUUUUUGGGCAGUAAUAUAAAGAGGAAGUGUUUCUGAGUUUCUUGUAUACCAAUUUCUUGAGCAGAGUUGAUAAAUGGAGAAUGAAUUCUGAUUCUUGUUGUACUAUAUAUUCAAAUGCACGGUCCAGUUGCAGAAGCUGAUGUGUUGAUUAAAUGUCUCUGGCUUCGGUGAAAACAAAUAGUACUCUUGGAUCAUGUUGAGGCUCAGAUUUCUUGGCAUGAAGGCUGCUCAAAUGGCUUGAUUUUUUGGUCUGGAAGAUCAAUCUUGGAGGUGUAAGGGGAAACUUUUGGUUUGGAGUGUAAUUUAUUUGUUAUUUGAGAAGAGAAUAGAAGAUAUGGCUGCAAAGCUUCUGCAUUCCUUAGCAGAUGACAAUCCUGAUAUGCACAAGCAAAUAGGAUGUAUGGCUGGUAUUUUUCAUCUAUUUGAUCGCCACAAUAUGAUCACCACGAAGCGAAUUACUCACAAGAGGUUCCCGCCGGGUCAUUCCCAAUCAAACUGUGGGAACAUAGUAAGCGCUGUACAUCACCAAGAGAAAGCAAAAGAGUCAAGUCUGAAUGAGAAUGUGUAUGAAAAACAUAGUGGGCCUGCUGAAUCAUCCAGAGACUCUCUCUCCUCUUGUUCAUCAUCUUUGUCCUCUUUGGAGUGUAUUAAAACUGCACAACCGGAAGCGUCCUCCUUUUCCAGGAUUGAUAUUCUCGAAAGUCCACCAAUGGGGUCGGCAUUGGACCGGUCGAAUACCUCUAGUUAUUCAGAGAAGCAAUCUUUCAAUCUUAAAAAUGUAGUAAAAGACUCUAUGCACAGAGAAGUAAGAACAUCAUUCGUGAAAAUGAACGACAUGGAUGACUUUGAUCAUGGUGUGAAAUACAGAGACUCUCCAAGACCCCUUAGAAUGUCCAAAUGUGUAGAGGCUUCUCCUAGAGUUGCAAGAAACGAAAAAGAAGAUAUUCCGAUUGAUAUUGAGGAGUCUCUUAGAGUUCUUGCUAAACUUCGAGAUGCAUCUUGGAACUUCAAUGAAGCUACAGGGCUUCCAAGAUCAUCUUGUGAGAAUGAAGCAAAACUUGGAAAGAAUUCAAUUUCAAGGGAUUCUCCGCGGCUUUCUUAUGACGGUAGAGAGAGAAGCCAAUUCUCUUUGGAAUCAAGAAACAUCAAGUCCAGUCCUAGACUGAAAGAGCUCCCUAGACUCUCACUUGACAGCAGAGAGAAUUUUACCUCUGUUUCAGUCAGAACUCAUAUUUCUAGGAAUUCUCGAAAUAGUAGCUUCCCAACCGACGAAACCCUUGAGCUACAACAUUUUUCAGGAAAUAAGAAGCGACUACCUAGUGUUGUAGCAAAAUUGAUGGGUUUAGAAACAUUGCCAGAUUCAAUCUCUGCUACAGAUACUCAAUUUGGUGGUGAAUCUUUUGCAGAAUCAUUAGAAUCUAGAAAUCUGAAAAUGUCAUUUCAAACAUCUGCCUCUGAUAAAAGAUCGUCCAAAUGCUCAACUUCACCGCGGCAGAAAAAUCCCGAUCUGAUUACAAAGCCUAUUCCCAGUUCAAGGCUUCCUAUUGAAACUGCACCUUGGAGGAAGCUAGAUGGAACUCAAGCUUCUAAAAAAGCAGCUUUUAGGCCUGUAAAAGGUCGAGCACCAAACUCCUCCUCUGCUUAUGGUGAAGCCGGGAAGAAGCUGAAAGAUCUCGAGUCUGAACAAUCCAGUAAGGAUCUUAGAGCACUUAAACAAAUACUAGAAGCAAUUCAAAUUAGGGCACUAUCAGAAAUCGGAAUGGAAGAGCAAGCUUCAGAUUUUGGAACUCAAAGAAACCAAGAACCAAAAUCUUCCAAUCCCAAUCGAAAGACUAGGUUGACAAGCCAACGAAACAAACAGAGCAGUGUAGUUGCAACCUCCUCCGCUGCUAGUGUUCCUCGUUCUUCAAAAGCAUAUGAAUCUCCAAUUGUCAUCAUAAGACCUACAAGACCUGUUGAAAAAUCAGGUAUACUGCUGGAUCGCAUUCCUGGCCUCCAUAAGCUCCAAAAUGAAGGAUUUCAAAGAUGCUCUAGCAAUGGCCAAAUCAGAACACGUUCUCCUAAAAACAGUCAAAAGGAUUCUGCUGCCAUUACAUCUGAGAAGAAGUUGAUUUCUAGAAAUAUAAGAUCACCUCAAACUUCUUCAAAACCUCAACUAGCGCCUAAAGAAAGCACCACGAGCUCAAUAAAGAGUUCAGAUUCCGUUAGCCCGAGACUGAGAUCAAGGAGGGUUGAGGUGGAGAAAAGAUCUGCUCCCCAAAAAUCUGAUACAAAUAAACCAAAAAGGAAAAUGAAGCAGACCGAUUCGAAUUGCCACUGUGAAAAGACAAAAACCAAAUCUUCCAAUACAAGACAAUGUGACGAUCAAUCAAGCGAGAUGAGCAAUGAAUCAAGAGCUUUAAGUUACCAAAGUGAUGACAUGACCCAACAAUCAGAUACUAAUUUAUCCUCAGUCUCAAAGAUUGAUAUUGAGGUCAGAAGCAGCAUGCAAUCAACUGAGAUCGAUGGCAGCCAGAGCCGAGCCAUGGAGGAGGCUGCAGAGUUCUUAACAACUGGCUCAGUUAAAAAGUUAUCAAUUGUAACGAGCAGUGAAGACGGGUCGACAAUCAAUCAAGAUACAAUAGCAUUAGAGCAUCCCAGUCCUGUCUCUGUCCUUGAUGCCUCGUUAUAUAGAGAUGAUGAAGCAUCUCCUGUAAAACAGAUUACAACUUCACUUAAAGGUGAUGAUUCUCUAGAUUCUAAUGACGGGCAUAGUGAAGACCAAAGCAAUGUUGCUGAUGAAAUUUUUCUAAAUACCCAUAAUGUGGAAAUUGACAGUAUGAAAUUUGAAAAUAUUGAAGAUUUGAUUCAGAAGAUUAGACGCUUAAACUCGCAUCAUGACGAAGCAGAAAUGGAUUAUAUGGCAUCCCUGUGUGAUGAUACUAAUCCAGAUCACAUAUACAUCUCGGAGAUUCUGUUAGCUUCUGGCCUUCUACUCCGAGAUCUUGGCUCUGGCAUGACCAUGUUUCGGCUUCAUCCUUCUGGUAAUCCGAUCAGCCCCGAGUUAUUCUGCAUUUUGGAGAAAACAAAGGCGAGGGGCUUGCCACUUAAAGAAGGGUUCAGCCCUGCAAUAGCUUCCCAUUCAAACAGGGAGAAAUUCCAUCGCAAACUCAUAUUUGAUGUUGUAAAUGAAAUCCUUGUUGAAAAAUUAGCUCUCACUGACGAUGGUGCCCCUGAGCCAUGGUUGAAACCAACAAAGAUUGCGGAAAGAACUCUUACUGGGCAAAAAAUUUUGAAGCAAUUGUGUCACGAAAUAGAACAGUUUCAAGCCAAGAAGUUCAAAUGCAGCUUCGACGAAGAGAAGGAUGACUCUAAAAGCAUUCUACAAGACGAUGUGACGCGACAGUCGGGAAGUUGGACAGAGUUUUGUGGCCGUGAGAUCUAUGAUGUUGUGUUAGAUGUCGAACGGCUGAUAUUCAAAGACUUGGUUAACGAGAUCGUUAUUCGGUGAGUCGGGAUUUCGCAAGACAAAGCUAUAGUGUUAGCAUUAGCUAGUUUGCUUGCCUUCCUACUGGUUAAUAUUUGCUUUCUUACAGUGGCAACAUAAACUACUGCCCUUUCUUCCCCAUAUUUUUUGGUGUCAAGCCCAAUAAUUUGUGAUAAAAGCAGUUCUGAGCUGGUUGGUAGUUUUGCCAAUAUACAUAACCACAAGAAUCAAAAUCAAUGGAAAUAUUUUAUUAUACUA
Momordica charantia (bitter melon) is the source of this 4517-nucleotide messenger RNA. NCBI's taxonomy places the organism in Eukaryota, Viridiplantae, Streptophyta, Magnoliopsida, Cucurbitales, Cucurbitaceae. The record is from RefSeq and is a predicted model, not a curated record.